This is a messenger RNA of Propithecus coquereli (Coquerel's sifaka), 780 nucleotides long. RefSeq names its product outer dense fiber of sperm tails 4 (gene ODF4). The record is from RefSeq and is a predicted model, not a curated record. NCBI's taxonomy places the organism in Eukaryota, Metazoa, Chordata, Mammalia, Primates, Indriidae.
AUGGGGUGCAAGGGGGAUGGGAUGUUCAAGAUGGGUACAGGGGACUCUAGGGGUGAGCUCCCUGAGUCAGGAGGAGAAAGGGCCCAACAUCAGAGUCCUAGAAAGGAAUGGGAGGACUGGAAGGCAGAACGCGAUGGCAGUGAGCUGGAACAAGAAGAGGGGGUGCAGGGCUCCCCCCUUUACCCCAGCAGUAACAGGUGGCUGCCCACAGAACACCGCUGUGCCUCUUUGCUGCUCUUUCAAUGGAGAAUUACACACAGCUCCCUCUGGAUAGCACAGGUGCUCAGCCUGGUUGCCUUCGUCCUUCUGCUGGUCACGAUCUUCUCUAAAAAAUGGCUGCACCUCCCUGGGAGCCGCUACUACCAGCGCUGGCCCAUGAAUCUCAGCAAUAGAAUCUAUACAUCGGCUCUUAUUAUGUCCACGGGGCUCCUGCACUUCUGCAGUUCCAAGAGCUGUUCCAACUUAGAGAAUGAGAACGUCACCUGCAUUUUCUCCACCCUCUUGUUUUUCCCCAUUAACCUCUGGAUCUUUGAGUUGGAGGGGAACGUAUCAAUCCCCAUUGGCUGGAGCUAUUUCAUCGGUUGGUUGGUGUUUGUCCUGUAUGUCAUCUGCGCGAUCAUUUGCCACUUCAACCAUAAAAGUUUCUGGAGUCUGACUCAACAUCCCUGUGGCACCGUGUCGGGCAGCAGCAGUGCCACCUCCAUAGAAGAAUCUCUGAGUGAGCAGACUGUCACGGACUCCUCUCUCACCCCGGUGGAGGAAGUCCUGGGUCAUGAGUGA